GAGCCUCGGGUACAUAAACAAGUCCAGACUGUACACCGACGGCAGCGACUGCGACACAAUUAAGAUAAAGCAGAGGCAUUUUAGGCUGAAAAAAAAAAAACUACUUUUCUGACAGCUAACAAGAUAAGCAGUCUGACAAAGCCAUACCAGAAAAUGAUCAGUAGAAUACUUGCACAGCUGGUGGGAAGAGAAGAGAAAGACCGUGAUAAUGCAGAAGAAACUGAUAACUGUGCGAACCUCCUCGAGUUUGAUGAAGGAGAAUGGGUUAUUAUAAAAAUACAUGAGAAUCUGUCACUUGGUUCCGCUGACACAAACAUUCUUGAGAACCUGUUGAUCGAGCACCCCAGCAUGUCUGUAUACCAGAUGAGGCCUGAUCAGGAAGACCUUGGCUCAGAUGGAGAAGCAGAGGACAAGGCUAGGCCUGUGCCAAUCAGACGUCACGUUUCUUGGCGGUUAGCUGCAUGGGGCAGCCCUUUGCCCUGCAGCACCAUUCUGCUCUCAGUGCAGCGUGCCAGAGCCUAUAAUGAGCUCAGAAAACUGAACCGUGGUGCCCUCAACAGGCAAAACCUCGCAAGAACACGCUACUCACCUUCAGAGCGCCGCUAUGGCUACUUCAAACAGCCCACUCAGCGCCUGUACAACUAUUGAGAAAAAUCAAUUGCAUCUGAAACCACUUAACAACCAGGCUUGUGAUAUAUGAAUAGUCGUUUUUAGCCAUUCGUUUUUAACCAUUCCCCUGUGAGACCAAUAUGGAUUAAGAAAAACGUUUUGUUAAAUGCAGUGUGGUAUUAUCUUAAGGAGAAAGUCUCUCUGAUAGUCUGACACUGAAAUAACUCUGAAAAGCAUGUGUUACAAAAUUGCAAGUGAGUUGCAUUUUAAUAGUCUAGGAUUUGAAAGUUUUUAAACAGUGUAAUGAUGUUUGUGUGCAUCUAUUUUAGCUUAGCUGUGACUGGUGCAUGAAUAUUAACUGAAAGAAAAACAAAACAUUCAGUUUUGAAGCCUACAAUAAAUUGAAGACUGUACUGUACAAAGCAAUGCAUUUUUCAAAUCAUUUUUUACAUAAUAUCUUAAUGAUUUUUGGCAUAAAAGAAAAAUCAAUAAU
Molecule: messenger RNA, 1102 nt
Organism: Sinocyclocheilus rhinocerous
Lineage: Eukaryota; Metazoa; Chordata; Actinopteri; Cypriniformes; Cyprinidae
Product: tumor protein p53-inducible nuclear protein 2
Exons: 4
Coding region: 154-648 (164 amino acids)
Biological process (GO): positive regulation of DNA-templated transcription; autophagosome assembly
Cellular component (GO): nucleus; autophagosome
Source: RefSeq, a predicted model, not a curated record